AUGGGGUUAAGGGACAAAUUCCAACGAGCGAAGGACUCUCUACGUAGGGAGCACACCAAGAACGAUUCUCGUCAAUCACCAGGUGGUGUCAAACAGCUUGUAGAGUCCACCAUUACGUCUGCUUCUCAAUCAACUUCUACAUCUACUGGCCUAUUGGGAGUCACCAGUAAUGUCGCCAAUAUCACUGCGGGAGUUCAAUCUUCACGCGAUCCAGCUUCCCCAACGAACAUCCCAAUUGUCCAAACCAAAUCCCAAGGGACCAUGCAAUUGGAUGAGUCGAAGGAUCUUUGGCUACAAGCAUGUGAUACUUUGAGACUCCAGGAGCCGGAAUUGAUGGACGAUUACUCUCGAAUUCUUCUCCGUGAAGCAAAUGUAACGCCUGGGAGCAGCACUACACAAGAUGCGCCAAUUUCCAAUGGCAAAUUAAUAAAAUUGAUGAAGGCAAAGCUGGACGGAUUUACAAUUCCCUCAAGUCGAUCUGGGGACAAGAUUGAAAAAAUUGUCAAAGUUGUGAUAGCAGCCAAGACUUUUAUUGGGUCUACUCUUGAGAGUGAACCACAUGCUGCUAUAGCUUGGGCUGGCGUCUCCGUGUUUCUCCCUCUUCUAAUCAAUCCUAUCACAGAGAAAGCGGGCUGUCGUGAAGGGCUAGAAAAUAUCCCACCACUCAUAGAUCGAUAUGCUCUCCUUGAAGCCUCCAUCUGGGACCCGACCAGUACCGAUGAAUAUCAGAGCAGUGCUGUAAAGCUGCAGCUAAGGAAAGCCAUAAUUCAACUUUACGCCAAAAUCUUACUUUACGAAGCUCGAGUGAUUAGCCAAUUUUGCGGAAACUCCGUGACCGGAUAUUUUCGAGAUGCCUUGAAACUUAACGACUGGACGACUAUGUUUAGGGAAAUGAACGAGCUCGAUCACCGAUGUGGAGAUUUGAUCUAUGCCAUUGAUCGUGAUUUGAACCGAAAAACAGUUGAAAAGCAACAGACCCUGCUAGCUGAGGCGUUGGAUGGGUCAAAGACCUCGCAGAAGACCAGAGAUUACCAGGAGUGCUUUCAGUCCUUUCGAAGUGGGAAUCUGUAUGAACUGCAAAAGAAUCAAAAUCCCUCUCGCAUCCCAGGAACUUGCAAAUGGGUGCUUGAGCAUCCCACAUUCAUCGAUUGGAAAGAAGGAAGUGGGCCUGGUGUUCUCUGGAUCUCGGCAGAUCCAGGCUAUGGCAAGAGUGUUCUUUCAAAAGCGCUCAUUGAUGAAAACCUUGUCGCAUCAGAACAGAAUACGGAUGUCUGCUACUUCUUUUUUAAGGAUAUCUCGAAAGAGCAGCGCAGUCUUACGAAAGCCCUUGCUGCCUUGCUACAUCAAAUAUUUUCAUCUCAAAAACAUCUUCUAGUAUACACGGAGUCUAGUUGGGCAAAGAACAAUACCGAAAUCGCCAAUUUAGCCCAUGAAAUGUGGGGUAUCGUGAAAAAUAUAGCUACGAGCGCAAACACUAGAAAUAUAAUAUGUAUACUGGAUGCUCUAGACGAGUGCGACGCUUCCGAACGAAAAUUCUUUCUUAAACAAUUACAAGCACUGUAUAGGGUUACUGUCCCUGAUAUCGUCACUCAUUCCUCGAGCCCCAGUCUCCCCGAUGUCUCACUUCAUUCACACAUAGCUGUUGAUUCAAGAGCUUCGACAAUUUCUACUGGCUCACCCGACUUGAAGGUGAAAUUCCUCAUCACAAGUAGGCCUUACUAUGAGAUUGAAGAGGAAUUCAAAAGUCUCACGGAUGUAUUUUCAGGAAUCCGCUUGGCAGGUGAGGAUACCACGGCAACAAUAAAAGAGGAAAUCAAUCUCGUCAUUGAUGCUGAGGUAGAUAAGCUCAAACUCUCCUCGAAAGCGGAUACUCGACUUCGCUCUCGAUUGAAGGACAUAGAACAUCGAACAUAUCUGUGGCUAUAUCUUAUCAUGGACACGAUACGCCUUCGAGCCAAAGCUAGUAGACAAUCAAAAACAUUUGAAAGAAUACUAGACGCGGAAUUACCUUCUACGAUUGACGAGGCCUAUGAGGCGAUUCUCGAUAAAAGUCCUGAUAAGAAAGAGGCCACUAAGUUACUUCACAUUGUGAUCGGUGCAGAGAGACCUUUAGCACUGGAUGAGCUUAAUAUUGCCCUCAAUAUAGAUGAAUCCUACGACGGAUCUCAAUCUUUUGAGGAUAUUGAGCUUGAGGAUCCCGAACUAUUCCCGAAAAGAAUUCGGGAUAUUUGUGGUCUUUCUGUUUCCAUUUCCGAUUCCAAAGUAUAUCUUAUUCACCAGACCGCGAAAGAGUUCCUGGUAGCGAAGGGCUCAAGCCUUGCAGCAACAGGUUGGAGACACAGCUUGCACACAUACGAUUCUCAGUCUAUAUUGACUAAGAUUUGUAUCUCAUACCUCUAUUUGAACACUUUCUCGGAGAUUGAUACUGGAGCUCGGUGCUUUAUAACAUCACCCAAAGGCCAACCAAACAUCUCGAAUGAAGACCAAUUCAAGUUUCUAAAAUAUGCAUCAGACUAUUGGAUGAAACAUUGGAAGAUAUCUUCAUCUCAUAUUGAUGUGCGAACCAUCAUAGAUUUAUGCUCACCAACGGUUCGGCGGUCCAUGUGGUUUCGAGCUUGUUUUGGAGUGAAAUACCCUCCAAAAUACCUCUGGCGUAUCACUCACAGAAUUCGGAACGUGUUGAAAGUAGAUGAUUUCGAAGAAGUAAAUACUAUAUCACCGCUUAUGAUCGCAUUAGGUCUUGACCUUCUUGACAUUUCUAAAGCUCUUUUGGCCACUCCACUAUCACAGUCUGAAUUGAAUCAAUCUUGGAGAAAAGUAACCGCAGUGUCUUUUGCAAUUCGCAUGGGAGAUUAUGAAAUGACAAGGGCACUUAUAUCCGCUGGUGCCAACAUAGGUGACAAUAGCGCCGAUGAGCAUUCACGAACAGCAUUAGAAGUCGCGCUCGACAGAGGGGACGACGAUAUUCUAAAUCUCCUCUUUGAAAACAAAGCUGGAACACAUGCCGCCUUGUGCUCGGCCUUAGGAAAUUAUGUUGUCAACUGGGAUCCUAGACUUAUCGACUUGCUCUUGGUAAAAAAUGGACCCCUUGUACCCAGCUUGAGGGUUAGACUUCUACUAAUCGCGUUGUCGACAAGUAUUGCUCAAAAUAAAGGCCUAGCUGUCAAAUUUGUGCUAGCAUGUCCUCACGAGCAGAGCAUGGACGAAACAUUGCAGAAACCCUUAUAUUCGGCACUGACAGCAUAUUAUCUCGACUUCGAUAUCUGCUCAUUGAUCAUAGAUGAUCCAGCAAUACAUGAUCUUGACAAGUGUUGGGAACUCAAUAACAGUACUGGUAACAGUCAGUCAAUAGUUCAUCAUCUCACUGAACGUUUGAAACCCAACAGUAUUGGUUUUUGUCGGUACUCAGAUGGAGUACGGCUCCUAAAACUUCUGGGCGCUCGUGGUGCGUCCUUUGAUCGACACUUUGAUGGUUCUGCGUUCUUGGACGCAGCUUGGUGUGGCCGAGUUGAUUAUUUUGAGGUUUUCCUCCAAAAAGACCCUCAAUUGGCAUCACUCUACAUCAACAAAGCUAGAGUUCAUUCGACGCCUCUGGAUAUCGCAAUCAACAAUAGCAAUCAUGAUAUGAUCAGAUGUCUUUUGAAACACGGUGCACGUUUCAAUCAAAGUAUCCGCUUCGAGUUCCCUUAUCUUGAAGAAAGUUACUUUUUCACUAUUUUCACCGCAUUUAAACGCGGGGAUAUUGACAAAACGUUUAGAAUCAACUUGAUAGAUGGAAUCCUUAGCACUGUAUCAAUGCAGCAACUUCAAAAGCUCAUUGGGUAUGGUUUUGAUAUCAAUCUAGAUAUUAGAGGCCAAACCCUACUUUCGCAUGCGGCAUCUUCUGGAAAUUCAGAUUGGGUUCAGUGGCUUAUUGAUCACGGAGCCAAUGUUGAUGAUAGAUUCUCGAAUAGACAGUCCAUUCAAUAUUCGCCUUUGAUGGAAGCAAUCUGGUAUUGCGAUGAUUCAGCAGCUGCAUCAGGCAUUAUAAAGAUUCUUCACGAGCACGGUGCAAAUAUUGAUGGUCCCAGAGAUUACAAGGGACGCGCCGGCUUUGUUGUAGCAUCUUCAGUACACCUUGCUAUCAUCAAAUGCAGCGUUAAAGUCUUGCAGACUUUACUUGAGUGCAAUGCCGACGUGAAUCUUCAUGGGGAGAACUAUGGAAUCCCGCUCAAGGAAGCAACUAUGAAUGGGCAAGUUCACCUUCUGAAACUUCUCGUGUCAUACGGAGCAGACGUCAACGCCGUAGUUGAAGGUAUCCCAAUAUUGCACCAAGCCAUAUUCAAUCGAAAACUGGAGGCAGUGGCUGUCUUGCUUGAUCUCGGUGCCUACAUAAACAUUUUAGAAUGUGUCCGAGGCACACCAUUACAGCUUGCGAAGGAUAUGCAUUAUGUAGAAAUGGUAUUGCUAUUACAGAGUCGGGGAGCGUUAGAAGUCUGCAACCUAAAACCACUGGGAACUUCGUAUUUUUACCAUCAAUCUCGUGGUCAUACGUCAACAAAUUCCUUAGCCUUCUUCAGAAAAGAUAUUGAAAUGCCUGCCCCAGAGGUAUCCUCACGGCGCCGAAGUCUUAAUCUCCAAACUUGGGGUACGUACACUUUCGAUCACCAUGGUACGGUGGCUUCUGGCCCUUUCCAUGAAGAAGUGAGGAAUUAUGUGCUAUCUGACUUGAGUUUAAGAUUCGAGAAAAGGAAAGAAGUAGACAGCGGCACAUAA
Messenger RNA from Botrytis porri, 4755 nucleotides. RefSeq lists its product as uncharacterized. Gene Ontology annotation, molecular function: protein binding. The record is from RefSeq and is a predicted model, not a curated record. The transcript is spliced from 6 exons. NCBI's taxonomy places the organism in Eukaryota, Fungi, Ascomycota, Leotiomycetes, Helotiales, Sclerotiniaceae. Bases 1 to 4755 code for a protein of 1584 amino acids.